AUGGGAAGGGUCACCGCCCUUCUUGGGGCUGGCACUCAAGGCCGGCGCCUGGCCUACAUGUGGUCAAGCCAGGGUAGAGCUGUUCAUCUCAUUGAUGCACAGGAGAAACAACUUUCCGACAGUCUAAAGUAUAUCGACGGCCUGAGAGAUGCUUCACAGAGAACCGACGCACGAUGGGGAGAUAUCAAGACCUUUACCCCCGAUUCACUGCGGGCAGCACUCCAAGACACGUGGUUGAUUGUCGAGUGCGUCCCAGAGAAACUAGAGCUGAAGCGGCAGGUCCUCGCUCAGCUUGACGAGCUUGCACCGAAGGAUGCUAUCAUUGCGUCGAACUCGAGCAGUCACAGCAUUACAGAAAUCAUCGAGGGCUUGAGUCUGUCAAACGCCCGUAGAGUUCUCAGCGCUCAUACAUACUGGCCACCGGAGACUUCAGCCAUUGAGCUUAUGGGGCAUGCGAAUACCGAUCCUGGCAUUAUUCCGCUCCUCAUGGAGCAAUGCCGGGAGCACGGGUUCAGCCCUUUCCAUGUGAAGAGGGAUUCUAUGGGCUACAUCUACAACAGGAUCUGGGCAGCAAUCAAGCGAGAAGCAUUGCUCACGGCAGCAGAAGGCGUCGCGACCCCAUCCGAGAUAGACGCCAUAUUUAAGGACGUCCUAAAGACACCCAAAGGUCCCUUCGAGCAAAUGGACGUGGUCGGUCUGGAUGUCGUACUCAACAUUGAGGAGCAUUAUGCAGAAAAGCGUCCAGACAUCCCUGAAGAGCCGCGGAAGUAUCUGCACCGAUUUGUGCGAGACGGUCAACUCGGCGUUAAGAGCGGACAAGGGUUUUAUAGCUAUUCGAAACCAUGA
Messenger RNA from Cladophialophora yegresii CBS 114405, 846 nucleotides. RefSeq lists its product as uncharacterized. Lineage: Eukaryota; Fungi; Ascomycota; Eurotiomycetes; Chaetothyriales; Herpotrichiellaceae. The record is from RefSeq and is a predicted model, not a curated record. The coding region runs from base 1 to 846 and encodes 281 amino acids. Gene Ontology annotation, biological process: fatty acid metabolic process. The transcript is spliced from 3 exons. Gene Ontology annotation, molecular function: oxidoreductase activity, acting on the CH-OH group of donors, NAD or NADP as acceptor; NAD+ binding.